Drosophila takahashii is the source of this 969-nucleotide messenger RNA. RefSeq names its product proteasome alpha7 subunit (gene Prosalpha7). Gene Ontology annotation, biological process: ubiquitin-dependent protein catabolic process; proteasomal protein catabolic process. The record is from RefSeq and is a predicted model, not a curated record. Gene Ontology annotation, cellular component: synapse; proteasome core complex, alpha-subunit complex; proteasome core complex. Lineage: Eukaryota; Metazoa; Arthropoda; Insecta; Diptera; Drosophilidae.
UUUUUCCAUCACUGGCCAAGCAAAAGCCGUCAAAUCAUCGUCGCAUUUGACCCAACAUAUUAAACUAGUUUUUGCGUUCGAACAGUUUAAAUUCCCAUCAGAUCCUCGAAAUGAGUACUAUUGGCACCGGAUACGACCUGUCGGCCUCGCAGUUUUCGCCGGAUGGCCGCGUUUUCCAGAUCGACUACGCCUCGAAGGCUGUGGAGAAGAGCGGCACCGUGGUCGGGAUCCGGGGCAAGGACGCAGUGGUCCUCGCCGUGGAGAAGAUCAUCACCAGCAAGCUGUACGAACCGGAUGCCGGCGGGCGCAUCUUCACCAUCGAGAAGAACAUCGGAAUGGCGGUGGCCGGAUUGGUGGCCGACGGAAACUAUGUGGCGGACAUCGCCCGCCAGGAGGCAGCCAACUACAGGCAGCAGUUCGAGCAAGCCAUCCCGCUGAAGCACCUGUGCGACCGCGUCGCCGGCUACGUCCACGCCUACACCCUGUACAGCGCCGUCCGCCCCUUUGGGCUGUCGAUCAUCUUCGCCUCCUGGGACGAGGUGGACGGCCCACAGCUCUACAAGAUCGAGCCCUCGGGCUCCUCCUUCGGCUACUUCGCCUGUGCCAGCGGCAAGGCUAAGCAGCUGGCCAAGACCGAGAUGGAGAAGCUGAAGCCGGACAUGAAGAUCGACGAUCUGGUCAAGAGCGCCGGAGAAAUCAUCUACAAGGUCCACGAUGAGCUCAAGGACAAGGACUUCCGCUUUGAAAUGGGCUUGGUUGGCAGAGUGACCGAUGGUCUGCAUCUCAUCAAUCCCCCAGAACUGACCGAGAAGGCGCGGAAUGCCGGAGAUGCCGCCAACAAGGAGGAUGACAGCGACAAUGAGACGCAUUAGAUCGUUUUUGGCAGUGAAUCUAAUUCUGGGCCUAAAUACAUAACGUUAAUUUUAUAUUUCCCUAAAGCGCAAAAUGUAUAAACAAAAAUCGGGUGAA